AGGGGUAGAUCAGCACUUUUCACGACCGUUGGCGCGUUAGUACACAGCGGGAAGUUGUACGGGCCGGAACGGUUUUGCUUUGCUGCGCGAUGGUUCACGCGAGUAGACGAUAAGCAAAGGUGUGUAAUCGUGGAGAAGAGAAGGCAGACAUUGGGCUGCUUCUUUUGGUGAACAGAUAUGUGUGAAGUGCUGUACGCGAUAAGGUUUUGCGUUACCGAGAAAGUUCUAAGUACUAAGACUAACAAUAAGCAAUUAGAAUUCGUGUGUAUGGAUAAUCAAAAUGGAUGCUAAAGGUGCAUCGUAAGAAGCGUGCAAAUGCGUGUGAUAUCUUGGAAAAAGGUAUGACCUCCAAUGGUAGUACUUUAAUGCGUGAUACCUGUUACGCUGCGAGUACCUGUGUUUUAGGACAAUCUUAUUAUCAAAUCAGAAAGUUGCUGACCUCUGCUUUGAAACGAACGGCGACAUCGUAGUGCAUCUUGAAUAACAAACUCAUAAACGAAGGUCACUUUUCGCGCACUUUUAACACCGUGUCGCCAGAGCAUCGUCGGCCAUUCGGUUGUGGGUGACCGAAUCGCACACAGGACCGCAGGUUUGCGUUAUAUUUUGCAUCACCACAACACACCGAUCAUGUUGCUGAUCGAUUGCUUCCGUCGGCCGUCGCACGAGCUGCAGGCGCGGAAGAAGCAAUCCUCCAAGGAGGUGGUCCAGAUGCGCAAGCUGUACCGCGACCCGGUCAAGGUGCUGCUGCUCGGCGCGGGCGAGUCGGGCAAAACCACCAUCAUCAAGCAGAUGCGCAUCCUGCACAUACAGAACAGCUACAGCUUUGAUGAACGGCUGGAGAAGCUGUCGGACAUCUACGAGAACAUACACGAGUCGAUCUACGAGCUGGUGCGGCAGGUCAUACUGCUCGAGCUGGAGUUCGACUCGAUCGCCAAUCAACGGUGCGCGGAGUACAUCCUCCGGAUGGGUCCCCAAGCGCCCUGGAAUCUCUCGGCCGAGUACGUCCGGUGCGUACGACGUCUCUGGUCGGAUGCCGGUGUGAAGCGGUGCUACAAACGCUCGAACGAAUUUCAGCUGAUCGACAGUGCGAAGUACUUUCUCGAUCGCGUGGAAAAGAUCUCAAUGCCCGGGUACAUCCCGACGAACGGGGACAUCCUGAACUGCCGCAAAACGACGACGGGUAUACAGGAGGUGCGGUUUAACGUGCGCAUGCCCGGCUCGCUCGGCGGCGGCACGCAGGAGUUCCGCAUGUUCGAUGUCGGCGGGCAGCGGCACCACCGCAGCAAGUGGAUGCAAGCGUUCGAGGGCGUGCAGGCGGUGCUGUUCCUGAUCUCGUGCGGUGGGUUCGACCAGACGUUGCGCGAAGACCCGAAACAGAACCGGCUGGCGGAGGGGUUCGAGCUGUUCCGGGGCGUCUGGCACAAUCGCUUCCUGGCGGAGACGGGCGUGAUUGUGUUCAUGAACAAGCAGGACGUGCUGGAGCAGAAGCUGCUGGCGGGCCAAUCGAUCCGGACGUACUUCCCCGACUACGACGACUACGUGGCGUUCGCGGACAAGGACCAGCUGUACGAUGAGCUGACGCGGACGCGCUCCUUCAUCCGGUCGAAGCUGGUGGUAGGUGGAUGCGGGAAUUGCAAAUUGAAGAGAUUAGGUUUACUAAAAGGUUUUCCGUUUCUUUUUGCUCUCCCCACAGGACAUUACAAACGAACCACCGCGAAGAACGUCGCAUCUUGUGGGGCGCAAACGGACCUGCUACUUCCACUUCACCAUCGCCACGGACACGCAGAACGUGCGCACCGUUUUCAACGAUGUGCACAACAUCAUACUGACGAAAAACCUUUCCAAGAUGGAUUUACUUUAAGUGGAAAGCAGCGGUUGUAGUACGUGGCGCAGCUGUUACGUUAUGGAAAUUAUUUAUUGCGUGUUUUUUGCGUUGGAUUAAGCGUACGUUCCCAUCGGUCAGUGUCGGUGUGCUGUGCCUUUUGUUUUGUAUGUAAAUUCUGUUUAAAUAUACUUUUUUGUACCGUUGUGAUUUUAAAACAGUAACAAA
Anopheles gambiae (African malaria mosquito) is the source of this 2050-nucleotide messenger RNA. It is a transcript of the gene Galphaf, whose product is annotated as guanine nucleotide-binding protein G(f) subunit alpha. The transcript is spliced from 4 exons. Gene Ontology annotation, biological process: adenylate cyclase-modulating G protein-coupled receptor signaling pathway. Gene Ontology annotation, cellular component: heterotrimeric G-protein complex. The record is from RefSeq and is a predicted model, not a curated record. Gene Ontology annotation, molecular function: guanyl nucleotide binding; GTPase activity; G protein-coupled receptor binding. The coding region runs from base 628 to 1881 and encodes 417 amino acids. Lineage: Eukaryota; Metazoa; Arthropoda; Insecta; Diptera; Culicidae.